Ipomoea triloba (trilobed morning glory) is the source of this 1935-nucleotide messenger RNA. RefSeq lists its product as uncharacterized. Lineage: Eukaryota; Viridiplantae; Streptophyta; Magnoliopsida; Solanales; Convolvulaceae. Bases 235 to 1674 code for a protein of 479 amino acids. The record is from RefSeq and is a predicted model, not a curated record. The transcript has 6 exons.
AUCACUGUCGCCUUAUUUGGAUCACGUGGAGACCAAGAAAUCGACGUUUGCUCACUGCCCAUUCUCCGCGUCCUUCUGGGAUAUACCCAGAGGAGAGAGAGUCGGAGAGGACAAUUCGUGACUAGGAGUAACGGCCUGUUGCUUCAGAAGCGGCUCCGGCACCUCCUAAACCUUGCAAUUGUAUCAAAUGCGUGAUCUUCUGCGAGAGCCUAAAGGUUUAUUGGAAGAUCAGAUAUGGUCGUGGAGGAUUCAAAGAUUUGGGGGAGUGGAAAUGCUGUCAAGGAACCUAAAGGGAAUCAUCUGAAAUGUUCAAACAUUAGCAAUGAUGAUUUCACGUUUAUCAUGAAUACGACGUUUGCUCAACAAAAUGAGGUAGUUGAUGCGAGUGAGAAUACAGAAGUCAACGUAACAGAGCGUGUAAAUCUUGAUAGAAUUAGAUAUGGUCUGGUUGAAGCUGGAUGCCAAGACACAACCGAGAGUUCAAGUUCUUUUGAGGAAUCUAUUUCCGGAGUUGAUGAAUCUGAUCUUUGUGGUGAUGUUACGUCAGCAGUAGCAUUUGGUGAAGUCGGUGAUUUAUUAAGCAUGAGGGGGAAGAAGGUGACAUCUCACUGGAGUUCUUUCAUUAAACCAAUCGAGUGGCGUUGUAAGUGGGUGGAAUUGCAACUUUGGAAGUUAAAAUCUCUAGCACAAAAGUACGAAAAAGAACUUGCUCAAUACAGCGACAAAAAGCAGUUUGAAUUCAAGAACUUUGGAUCAGAAGAUACAAAUUCAAAAUCAAUUCCGUUUCCCUUUACCCAACAAAGAAACAAGGUACUCGAGAGAAAGAGGAGGAGGAGAAACGAAGACAAGUUGGAUAUUGCACAGUAUAUGUCGAAGCAUAACCUGUUUUCCUUUUAUGAAAAUAGAACGUCUGCUACUGAUGGUGCUUUUCGGAAUGAUGAUCGAUUCAGUCCGGCAAUGGUUUCCACUGAGAAGCUCAAAAGCGGCAAUGAGUUAAAGAUUGAUGAGGAAUUGGUACAACUUAUGCAUAUGGACGGAAAUAACUCCAUGGAGCAAAUACUUCGCAAGAUUGAUGGUUUGCAGUCACAGGUAAGUGGGUUGAAAGCUAGGCUGGGGAAGGUAAUGCGUGAAAAUCCCGUGAAGUUUACUUGCGCUGAUAACCCGGGUUUGGAUGUACCGAGCAAUGCACUUACCAAGUCACGGAACCUUACUGCUUUGUCUACUGGCAACGAGGACAGAAUGAUUGAAGGAUCUCCUAUUGCAAGUCAGCUUUUGGCAGAGUAUAGUAAGGAUGGCGUAAUGAUAGAAAGAUCUCCUAUUCCUAUUGCAACUCAGCUUUUGGCGGAAUAUAGUAAGGAUAGUGUUAUCCCUUGCAAAGACGGGGUGACUGCAAGUACAGACCAAUCUCUUGUUGUGGGCACACGUGUAAAUAAUGAAGACGUUUUUAUGAUAUACGACUCUAGGAUGAAAGAGCGGAUGAGAAGCUUCCAAGAGGUUGAGAUUCCGCCAGAAGGAAAAGUUCGGGUAAUUGAGGGAGGGCAAGGGCAGAGGCGUGCCAUCCCGCCAGCUCUGAUGGAACCCUUUGACGAUCAACCAGCUCGGGGACUUCUCUCCAUUACCGACAAAACGGGGAGAGGGCGAUCAAUUUCUAGUGCGAGGAGCGAGAGAUCCUGAGCUUAGUUCUGGUAUGGAGUGUUUUAUGCGGAUCGAGCUUGGCCAUUUUCAUAGGACAAAAUAAUCUUACAUUAGAUUUUUUUUCAGAGGAAAUCUGUACAUGUCUGCUGGUUCAUAUAUGGGUUUUAGCUGUAAAUGUCUCAAAUGAUGUUUGGCAUACCUUCAUUUGUUCUGAUGUUCUUUGAGGAUGGAAUAGGAUCUGAUUGGUAUAUAUCAUUAGAGAUGUGAGUAAUAUAAUCGAGACUAUAUAUCGUUUACAAA